UGCCCUGAACUGUUUUUUUUUCUGUGCUGAGAGGAGUUCUGGGGUGUUCCCAGUGCCUUUCUGAAGGCAGCGAUGUUUUUAAAUGACAGGGAUGUGAGGCUCUAGCACAGGUUGCCCUGUGGCUGCCCCAUCUCUGGCAGGCGCCCGGGGCAGGUGGGACGCGGUCCUGGGCAGCCUGAGCUGGUGGGGGGCAGUGCUGUCCAACAGCCAAUUCCUGCAGCGUCCCAUCGCGGUUCCUUGCCGCAGCCACGACCGCACGGAGCUCCGCACUAAAAGCAUUCAAUGGCAGUCAUUGCACCCUCACCCGCUGGGCGGCGCAGCGCUCAGCACGACGCCCACCUGCCAAGAUGGCGCUUUCUGAUUGGUCGCGCCAAGACGGCUCCUUCCGAUUGGCUGAGCCGUUGCCCGGUGACGGCGGCUGGCGGCUAGCUACGGGCGCCAUGUCGGCGCGAACGCUGCCGCUGCUGUUCCUCAACCUGGGCGGAGAGAUGCUGUAUAUCCUGGACCAGCGGCUGCGCGCCCAGAGCAUCCCAGGCGAGAAGGCCCGAAAAGAUGAAUGGACAGAUGUGGACAGGAAACGAGUUAUGAAUGACAUCAUCACAACCAUGUUCAAUAAAAAAUUUAUGGAAGAGCUGUUUAAACCACAGGAACUCUAUUCCAAGAAAGCUCUGAGAACCGUGUAUGACCGGCUAGCUCAUGCUUCAAUCAUGAGACUGAACCAGGCCAGCAUGGAUAAGCUGUAUGAUCUCAUGACUAUGGCUUUCAAGUACCAAGUCCUGCUGUGUCCCCGGCCCAAAGACAUCCUGCUGGUCACGUUCAAUCACCUGGAUGCCAUCAAAGAUUUCAUCUGUGAUGCCCCUGGCAUUCUGAACCAAGUGGAUGAAACUUUCCGACAGCUGAUUGAGGUGUAUGGCUGUCUCUCUGCUGGUGAAUUUCAGCUCAUCAGGCAAACGCUCCUCAUUUUUUUUCAGGACAUGCACAUAAGGGUCUCUAUCUUUCUGAAGGAUAAAGUGCAGAACUCGAAUGGUCGCUUUGUGCUGCCAAUAUCAGGCCCUGUUCCUUGGGGUACAGAAGUACCAGGAGUCAUCAGGAUGUUUAAUUGCAAUGGAGAUGAAGUUAGAAGAAGCGAGUUCACCACUGGUGGAAAUUAUGUCACUCCACAAAGGGAAGGAUCUUUUGAACUUUAUGGAGACAGAGUCCUCAAACUUGGAACAAACAUGUACAGUGUUAGUCGGCCAGCAGAGACACACACGUCAGGAUCAUCCAAAACCUUGGCUUCCAGUGCAAAGGAGAACGUAGCCCCGAAUCCUCUUGCUAAAGAAGAACUGAACUUCUUAGCCAGGCUGCUGGGAGGCCUGGAGAUCAAGAAACCUGGUGGCAGCGAGACGGGAUUUCGACUGAAUUUAUUCAUGACAGAUGAAGAGGAAGAGCAGGCGGCGCUGACGAGACCUGAGGAGUUAUCCUACAAGGUUGUGAACAUCGAAGCCACCGAGGAGCCGGCGCGGCGAGCGGAGCUGGAGCGAAUCCUGGGAGACCUGGAGGUGGCGGAGCCGUGCGCGGAGAGCUGCGGGAAGGGCGAGGAUCUGCUGGCGCUGAUGGACGGGCUCUGCACUGAAGCACGUGCUGGUGCCCAGUCCUGGAGGUCGAGGUGCUGGUGGGGCACAGCGCAGCAUCUCCCUCCGUUCAUCUGCCACAGCCGCACCAUGGAGGUCAGCCAUUCAGUCAAGGAGCGCACCAUCGCCGAGAACAGCCUGGUCAUCCUGCUGCAGGGCCUGCACGGCCACGUCACCACCGUGGAUCUCCGUGAUGAGAGCACGGCCACGGGACGGGUGGCCAACGUGGACGCCUUCAUGAACAUGCGCCUGGCCCAGGUGACCUUCACAGACAGGCGAGGCGUGGUGUCACAGCUGGACGAGAUCUUCGUGGCCGGCAGGAACGUGCGCUACGUGCACAUCCCCGACCAGGUGGACAUCAGGGCCACCAUCGAGCGGCAGCUGCAGGCCAUCCACCGCGUGCGCUACUUUGGGGGCCGCGACAAGGGCAGGAGGGAGUUCCCUCGUGCCAAGCACAAAUGAGCCCCGCUGCCUCCUUGGUGGGACACCGAGUUUUUCUUUAAUGAACAACCCAAUUUCAAAGGGUCGGUGAUCUUCGGCUCCAUCCCUGUGCAACUGGCAGCUACUCUUCUAUCCCUCUUCUUACGGUUUUUCAGCUUUCAAACAAAGCCCUUUUGGCCACAAUGCCUGGCUCUGCAGUGAUCCUUGGCUGUAGCCUCUUCUGCAGGACUGUGCCCCCUGUCCCUGGGACCCGGCUGCUGCAGGGAGACACGGGCCUGAUCCUGGGGAGGGAGAGGGCAGUGCAGGGGUAAACCUGGGCUGUGGGCAGGCAGUGGGGCCGGGGGAAAAGAGGUGCUUUGCUCAGGGCUGCCACCCAGCCCUGUUCCUAUUCUUCAUCCCCAUUCGCAGGGCUGUUGGCCCUGCAGGCAUCAUGAAGCCGAGCCUCCCGGCUGCCCUGGCACCGGCUCUGGCCAGAGGACCACGAACGGAACGAGGCG
Lagopus muta (rock ptarmigan) is the source of this 2551-nucleotide messenger RNA. RefSeq names its product organic solute carrier partner 1 (gene OSCP1). NCBI's taxonomy places the organism in Eukaryota, Metazoa, Chordata, Aves, Galliformes, Phasianidae. Gene Ontology annotation, molecular function: U7 snRNA binding; histone pre-mRNA DCP binding. Gene Ontology annotation, cellular component: cytoplasm; nuclear body; plasma membrane. Bases 348 to 2075 code for a protein of 575 amino acids. The record is from RefSeq and is a predicted model, not a curated record. The transcript is spliced from 12 exons. Gene Ontology annotation, biological process: mRNA 3'-end processing by stem-loop binding and cleavage; transport.